Achroia grisella is the source of this 2175-nucleotide messenger RNA. RefSeq names its product sodium-dependent neutral amino acid transporter B(0)AT3. Gene Ontology annotation, cellular component: plasma membrane. Gene Ontology annotation, biological process: sodium ion transmembrane transport. The transcript has 5 exons. NCBI's taxonomy places the organism in Eukaryota, Metazoa, Arthropoda, Insecta, Lepidoptera, Pyralidae. Bases 1 to 2175 code for a protein of 724 amino acids. The record is from RefSeq and is a predicted model, not a curated record.
AUGGCGAACACAGCACAUUUGAUGAGGCGACAGAGCUCGCGGGACCUGUACGCGCAAAGGUCUGUAGAUCGUAUGGAAAUGAAGGAAUUACGUGGGCGACUGGUCACAAUGGAGAAUGGGCAUCCAUCGCACCGUACACAUGUUAUGUACGGAGCCACUAACGAGGCAUUCGAAGACACUAGUCCGAACAGGCGCUUAUCCGAAACACCAACCAGCAAAGCCAGCUCUGUAGAAGAAAGAGCUGGCAUCAAGCCAGAGGGCGGCGAGGGAGAAAGGGAAUCUUGGGACAGUAAACUCACGUUCCUCCUAGCUACGGUUGGAUAUGCCGUUGGUUUGGGCAAUGUUUGGAGAUUCCCUUAUCUGGCCCAGAAAAAUGGUGGAGGGGCGUUUCUCAUUCCAUAUUUUGUAAUGUUGGCUAUUGAAGGGAUACCAAUAUUUUAUUUGGAGUUGGCGAUUGGACAAAGAUUGAGAAAGGGCGCGAUUGGAGUAUGGCAUCAAGUGUCACCAUAUUUGGGAGGUAUAGGCAUCAGUUCGGCGGUGGUUUCCUUCAACGUGGCGCUGUACUACAAUUCCAUCAUAGCUUGGUGUUUGUUCUACUUCGCUCAGAGUUUCCAGGCGGAGUUGCCGUGGGCUGAAUGCCCGAAGAAAUACUUCAGCAAUGGAUCUUACACCACUGAACCAGAAUGCGCUCUUAGCAGUCCGACCCAGUAUUUCUGGUAUAGAACAACUCUUCAAAUAUCCGAAGACAUCAACCACCCACAAGGUUUCAACUACAAGAUAGCCUUAGCCCUCGUCAUCGCCUGGAUUCUUGUCUACAUGUGCAUGAUUAAAGGCAUCGCCUCAUCAGGCAAGGUUGUCUAUGUCACCGCAACUUUUCCCUACAUAGUUCUAGUUAUAUUCUUCUUUAGAGGGAUCACAUUGAAGGGAAUGAGUGACGGACUAAUUCAUCUCUUCACGCCGAAGUGGCACACGAUUUUAGACCCUGUCGUCUGGCUAGAAGCAGGCACGCAGAUAUUCUUUUCCCUUGGCUUAGCCUUCGGGGGUCUAAUUGCCUUUUCGUCGUAUAACCCCGUCGAUAAUAAUUGCUACAGAGACGCGAUAAUGGUCUCUAUGACCAACUGUUUAACGUCGAUGUUCGCCGGCAUUGUCGUGUUCUCUAUAAUCGGUUUCAAAGCUACGAUGGUCUAUGAAAAAUGUUUGGACGUCAGAAACGAGACUUUAUUGGACAUGUUCGGGCCAGGUUACAAAUCUAUGGUGUUCCCGGACCCCGGCCAGAUGGUGACAGUUGAUAUAAAUGGCAAUCUGACGAAAUUGAUCAUGCCUCAGUUGCCGGAGUGUGAUUUGCAGAAGGAACUCGAUAAUACGGCGUCCGGCACCGGCCUGGCAUUCAUAAUCUUCACGGAAGCAAUUAACCAAUUUCCCGGAGCACAGUUCUGGUCUAUUCUGUUCUUUUUGAUGCUGUUCACGCUGGGCAUAGACUCGCAAUUCGGCACUUUGGAGGGCGUUGUCACCUCAAUAGUUGAUAUGAAGCUACUACCCAAUUUGAGAAAGGAGUACUUAACUGGUGGUAUCUGUCUGAUAUGCUGUCUACUGUCUAUGGCAUUCGCCCACGGCUCUGGCAGUUAUAUAUUUUUGCUCUUCGAUAUGUACAGUGGAAACUUUCCUCUACUCAUCAUAGCUUUCUUUGAGUGCAUCGGAAUCGCUUAUGUUUAUGGAGUUAAGAGAUUUGCUGACGAUAUUGAAUUGAUGACUGGAACACGCCCAGGUAUAUACUGGCUGAUCUGCUGGAAAUAUCUCUCACCACUCGCUAUGCUUUCGAUCCUCGUAUCCUCCUUCGCGCAACUGGCCAUGGAGGGAUCUGGGUACGAGGCCUGGAUACCGUCUGAAGGUGACACCGUUAAGAAACCCUGGCCGAUAUGGGCCGUGUUGCUUGUUGUGGUGUUGGUUCUAGCGUCUGUGCUCUGGAUACCCGGAUUGGCUAUAUGCAGAUACUUCGGCUAUCCGAUAAUAGAGGACGAGGAGCGUGCCUGGUUUCCCGCUGAAGAGUUACGAGACUUUCACGGCAUAGAACCGCGGCCGGUGUCAGCCACUGAGACCCUGUUAUUCUGCACCAGACCUGAUGGAAGCGAGAAGUGCUGUUGGCCAGGAUGCUGCGAUACUGAUGACGAUGAGUAG